Messenger RNA from Mastomys coucha (southern multimammate mouse), 785 nucleotides. RefSeq names its product ribosomal protein L14 (gene Rpl14). Gene Ontology annotation, biological process: translation; ribosomal large subunit biogenesis. Bases 95 to 745 code for a protein of 216 amino acids. NCBI's taxonomy places the organism in Eukaryota, Metazoa, Chordata, Mammalia, Rodentia, Muridae. Gene Ontology annotation, molecular function: structural constituent of ribosome; RNA binding. The record is from RefSeq and is a predicted model, not a curated record. Gene Ontology annotation, cellular component: ribosome; cytosolic large ribosomal subunit. The transcript has 6 exons.
AUCGGUGGGCACGCUGGACGUCGGGGGCGGGGCUUCCGCCGACACAUGCGCACGGCGGGGCGGGCCUUCUCUCUUCUCGCUGAGCGCCGCCAACAUGGUGUUCAGGCGUUACGUGGAGGUUGGCCGGGUGGCCUACAUUUCCUUUGGGCCCCAUGCUGGAAAGCUGGUCGCAAUUGUAGAUGUUAUCGAUCAGAACAGGGCUUUAGUGGAUGGACCCUGUACUCGGGUGAGGAGACAGGCCAUGCCUUUCAAAUGCAUGCAGCUCACUGACUUCAUCCUCAAGUUCCCACACAGUGCCCGCCAGAAGUAUGUACGAAAAGCUUGGGAGAAGGCAGACAUCAAUACGAAAUGGGCAGCCACAAGAUGGGCCAAGAAAAUUGAUGCCAGAGAAAGGAAAGCCAAGAUGACAGACUUUGAUCGUUUCAAAGUCAUGAAGGCAAAGAAAAUGAGGAACAGAAUAAUCAAGACUGAAGUAAAGAAACUUCAAAGAGCUGCUAUCCUGAAAGCGUCUCCUAAAAAAGCAGCUGUUGCUAAAGCCGCCAUUGCGGCCGCAGCGGCGGCGGCUGCUAAAGCUAAAGUCCCAGCCAAGAAGGCCACAGGGCCAGGCAAGAAGGCUGCAGGCCAGAAGGCUCCUGCUCAGAAGGCUUCAGGCCAGAAGGCAGCGCCUCCUGCUAAAGGUCAGAAGGGUCAGAAGACCCCAGCCCAGAAGGCGCCUGCUCCAAAGGCAGCUGGCAAGAAAGCGUGAGGCUACACAAAGAAUAAAGGUUCUUUUUGACAGUGGUGAA